This is a messenger RNA of Sardina pilchardus (European sardine), 557 nucleotides long. Its product is annotated as pancreatic secretory granule membrane major glycoprotein GP2-like. Gene Ontology annotation, cellular component: apical plasma membrane; cell surface. Lineage: Eukaryota; Metazoa; Chordata; Actinopteri; Clupeiformes; Clupeidae. Gene Ontology annotation, biological process: neutrophil migration. The record is from RefSeq and is a predicted model, not a curated record. The coding region runs from base 42 to 557 and encodes 171 amino acids. The transcript is spliced from 5 exons.
ACGAAUACGUUGAAUCUUGUACAGGUGCAGCAGGCGAUGAGAUGAUGACGAUGAGCAUGAUGAUGAUUCCACUCUCGUUAUGUCUCCCCCUGCUGGCUAUGAUUCUGCACGCCCCUCAAGCCACGACAGCCCAAUUGAGUGACCCUUGUUACAACUACACCGUGCUGAACGACACCUGGAGGGCCACCACCAACCUGGACAUAUCAGAGCCCAGGUGCGACAGAGUCAGUGUUCUUGGCAGAGAGUGGCAGGGCUGGUACCUGUUUGUCCACCAGGAAGUGAGCGUUCGGAUUCCCAACACGUGUGUGCCCAGGCUGCGCUGUAGCACCGCUAUACCCCUCUGGCUGAACGGCUCGCACCCUCGCCCAGAGGAUGGCAUCGUCACCAGGCAGGUGUGUGGCCACUGGACUACUGGCUGCUGCCAUUACAAUGCACCAUCCAUCCAGGUUAAAGCGUGUCCUGGAAACUACACUGUUUACAAACUGGUGGAUCCUCUGCUCUGUUUUUCGGCGUACUGUACAGAUUUCAGCGAUAAAGGAGCCCUUCCACCAAAUUAA